ACCUAAAAAUAUUAACACUAUUGACGACUACUCAAUACAGACCAUUUUACCACUGAUACUUUCGUCGCGAAACCACCACUUCGGCCACUUCUGCCGCCAUUGCACAUUCCGAUAUAAUCCACCGUCGCCGAAACUCUUGAAGCUCCGGCGACUCCGAUGAAUCUUCUGUUGUGAACGCCAAAUCACUCCAUCGAACAAGAAAUGGAAUCUAGCUCCGGCAGCAAUCACCGCGAUUUGGCUGAGGAAAGCGAGAGAAGCAUGGCCGCGGUUCAUGAUCAACCAGAGCCCUGCACCACCGGCGGCGGUGACGACGACGAUCCACUCGAGAGAAGCUCCGAGGUUUUGGCGAAGGGAUUGUCAUCGAUGCUCUCGUCCGUCAUCAAGGACUUCGAUUUCAGAGCACGAGAAACUCUUGGCAGCCAGGACCAGCUCUCCUCCGCCAUCGAUCGUCUCACUCGAGAACUUGAUCAAUUACUUGAAGAUGCACCUUUACCGUUCAUAAUGCAACAUGCUGCUAAGAUUUCUAGUAUUAGGAAGAGAGUUUCAUCACUGAAUUUACUUCUAAAAUCCAUACAAGGGCGGAUUGAUAACAUAGACCGCAUAAUGUCAAUUGGCACCACUCAUGAGAAGACAACCCCUGAAGGUUCUGAGUGAAACGUCAACAUCUGGAUCAACUUCAAUUGUCUCCAAUCUCCAUACGUGUACUUUUGUAAUGCACCCUUAACCCCUUGAGUUGUAUUAUUCUUAGGCAUGUAUUUGCAUGGGUGUCAGUUAAAGAUUCCUAAUUGGCAUUCAUUACAAGUGUGUAUUCAGGUUGCUUUUGAUCAUCAGUGUUAUUGCUUAAUUUCCAGUACGAUCAAGGAGUUACUUUUGAUUUUCAUAUUU
Messenger RNA from Arachis ipaensis, 885 nucleotides. RefSeq names its product SNARE-associated protein-like protein. The record is from RefSeq and is a predicted model, not a curated record. Gene Ontology annotation, molecular function: SNARE binding. Gene Ontology annotation, biological process: lysosome organization; endosome to lysosome transport; lysosome localization. Gene Ontology annotation, cellular component: BORC complex; synaptic vesicle; BLOC-1 complex. NCBI's taxonomy places the organism in Eukaryota, Viridiplantae, Streptophyta, Magnoliopsida, Fabales, Fabaceae.